CUACAAGAAAACCUUCCUCGAUGGACGUGUGGUUUGUGACGACGCAGUAUCCAAAGUAUGGAGACCAUCCUCCUUACGAGACCAUAAACCACCCGGCUGUGUCCAGUCACAGCCGUCCAUUCUCCAUGCACGUGCCCAGCAUCUACCUGGUCUGGGACUCCAAGCUAGGAGUAAUAGCUUUGCGUCGAAGAGAGCGGCAGUUGGCCGUUAGUCGAUGUGGUGUGGUGCUCGCAGGUGUAUACUUUAGGAUCGACCAGGCCGCUGCUUUACAGAUCCCCGUGGCGCUCAAGAUCAUGGAUCGGGCUCAAGUUCUGUUGCAGCGAGACGAUGUGGAGAGCGAGAUCCGCGUCAUGGGGCAGCUCCAGAUGGGCGGUCUCGACGCUCCAUUGGCCAACGAGCACAUGAUCCGCUGGGAAUACGCCAGCGAUGUGUACAACCAAUAUGUAGCCACGGAGUACGUGGCCAAUGGUAGCUUGCAGGCCUACGCGCAUCGACAGGUGCAUCAAUUAAUGUUCAGACACUUGCAAGAGUUCGCACAGGAGCACGGAACGGCUCCGACCAAGCUGGAGUGUAUCUCCUAUGUGUAUCGAGGCUCUGGGCACGAGUGGAUGCGCGAGGGUAUUGGCAUCUUCAAGGGAAUUAUACGGGCGUUGACGUAUCUACACGCGCAGAAUGUGGCACAUUUGGAUCUAGACGUGUACAAUGUGGCAGUCGAUGUACGGACGAGUCCGAGGAUCAUUGAUCUGGGCAGCAGUCAGAUCAUGGACAAUAGAGGCUUCGUGGGUGAAGGGUUUGUUAGCAUCAAGUGUAAGCCGCUGUUUGUGGCACCAGAAGUGAGGUCGCAUCAGAGGAUGGCGCCGCCCAGACCAGGAUUUAAUGGCGCAGCGGCAGAUAUGUGGGCUGCAGGGGUGAUUGUAAGUUGUUUUGGUGUUUAUUGUGUGUAGUUUUUAAGCUUGACCUGACUGUGUUGUGGUUGUUGGUGCGACUAGUUGGUACAGUGCGUUGUGUGGGGCUUCCGUGGUGGACCGACGUAUUUGCUGUCCAAUACGAACUGGCGAAGAGAGGUGUUUAGCCAUAUUGACGCGACUUGCAGUCCCAAAACGUGUCAUUUAUGCUUGAAUUUCAUCUCCAUCCCGCCACUGAUCGGUGCCGUUAUCCAGCAAUUACUGCAUGUGGACCCGAAACAGCGACCCUCGGCUUAUGAAGUGGCAAUGGCCUUGCAGGAGAACCGACAAGUGCAGCUGUUCCCCGUGCAUCCCAGAGUAAAAAGAUAGUGGACUGCGCGCAAGAAGAA
Molecule: messenger RNA, 1294 nt
Organism: Phytophthora infestans T30-4
Lineage: Eukaryota; Oomycota; Peronosporomycetes; Peronosporales; Peronosporaceae
Exons: 1
Coding region: 126-944 (272 amino acids)
Biological process (GO): intracellular signal transduction; protein phosphorylation
Molecular function (GO): protein serine/threonine kinase activity; ATP binding
Source: RefSeq, a predicted model, not a curated record